AUGGGUGGAAGUUCUGUUGUUGGCAUUGAUGAUUUGGAAUUUGCUUCGUCGUUUAAUGAUGUUAAGACAUUGGUUUUGUUUGGUCGUACCGGUAAUGGCAAGAGUGCAACCGGUAAUAGUAUUCUUGGGAGAAAGGUUUUCGAAUCCAAGCCUAGUUCCUCCGGUGUCACCAACUCGUGUGAAAUGCAUACAACUGUAAUGAAAGAUGGACAGAUUGUUAAUGUUAUUGACAGUCCAGGAUUAUUUGAACUUUCGGACCGAUCUGAGUUUGUUGGGAAAGAAAUAGCCAAGUGCAUUGGUUUGGCCAAGGAUGGAAUUCAUGCCAUCCUUCUAGUGCUCUCUGUUAGAACACGCUUUAGUGUGGAAGAAGAAAAUGCUCUGCACAGCUUGCAGACAUUGUUUGGAACCAAAAUGGUUGAAUACAUGAUUUUGGUGUUUACUGGUGGAGAUGAUUUGGAAGAAAAUGAGGAGACAUUGGGCAAUUAUAUAGGUCAUGAAUGUCCGAAGUCUUUAAAGGAAAUUCUUUCUCUGUGUGAGAAUCGAUGUGUGCUUUUCGAUAACAAAACUAAGGAUGAAAAGAAGCAACUUGAACAAGUUCAACAACUUCUCUCUUAUGUAAACAUGGUUGUAUCAAAGAAUGACGGUCAGCCUUAUACGAAUGAGUUAUUUUCAAAACUAAAGGAAGGAGCAAUGGAACUGCAUAAACAUGAAAGAAAGGCGGCUACCUUUAAAGGAUAUUCAAAAGAAGAAAUGUUAGAGUUUAAAAACCAAAGGGAGCAAGCAUAUAAUGACCAGCUUAAUCGAAUCACCGAGAUGAUAGAGUCGAAGUUGAAGGAAGCAAUUACAAGGUUGGAGCAGCAAUUGGAACGAGAAAAAGCAGCAAGACAAGAAGCAGAAAUGAGAUCAAAAGAUGAAAUUGAGAAACUCAGGAAACAUCUUGAGCAAGCACGUCUUGAGCAGGAAAAAGCGGCAAGACGAGAAGCAGAAAUGAGAUCAAAAGAUGAAAUUAAGAAACUCAAAAAACAUGCACGUCUUGAGCAAGAAAGAGCGACAAGACUCGAAGCGGAAAUGAGAUCAAAUGAUAAAAUUAAAGAACUCAUGAAUCAUCUUGAGCAGGCCCAAGAAAAAAUCCGCAAGCAAGAAGCAAAUGCAAAAGAAAAACUCAGCAAACAAGAAUCACGUUAUGGGUGUGUCAUUCAAUGA
Messenger RNA from Vicia villosa (hairy vetch), 1203 nucleotides. RefSeq names its product immune-associated nucleotide-binding protein 9-like. Bases 1 to 1203 code for a protein of 400 amino acids. The transcript is spliced from 5 exons. The record is from RefSeq and is a predicted model, not a curated record. NCBI's taxonomy places the organism in Eukaryota, Viridiplantae, Streptophyta, Magnoliopsida, Fabales, Fabaceae. Gene Ontology annotation, molecular function: GTP binding.